AUGCAAAAUUUAUUUUCUAGACUUUCUAGUGGGGUCUCUGAGUCUGAACAGUUGGACAUUAUUAUGACCAAUAUGAGUCCUUUCUUUAUAUCCAGACUGGCUUUGUCUGAGGUUUCCUCAAUUAGGGAAUUGAAAGAUGUGUGUGCAAGAUUGGAGCUUGCCAAGAAUAAAUGUGAGUUUAGGGGUUUUCUCAACCCAGGGGACACCUCCAUCAUACCGGACGUUUGCAAAGUUAAUAAUAGGCCUUCUGCCUCUGCAGUGGGAAACAAUAAUAAGUUGUGUCUUUUGGGGAUUGUUUGUUUGCCCAUUGCAUAUGCAGGCAAGGUUGAAAUGAUAGACUUCUAUGUCUGUGAGGACAUUAAUGCACCCAUUAUUUUAGGUGUAGAUUUUUUGAGGAAGUUUGAUCUUUGUCAGGAUAUCUUUGCAGAUGUUGGAAACAUGGUGUGUCAUGAGUCUAUGAACCUUAUCAAGGAUAAUGAGAUACACUUGCAUGAGGUAGGAGACCUAACGGAGGAUCAGAGAGUGGAGUUGGAGUUGGUUGUGGAUAGGUUCAGGGAGCUAGCUGCCACAGAUAGCAAGUUGGGGUUCACCACUCUUGAAGAACAUGUGAUAGAUACGGGAGAUAGUUCCCCCAUUAAACAGAAGUUCUAUCCUAUCCCUUUUCAUCACCGGGAUUAUGUCAGGAGAGAGAUAGAGAAUAUGGAGAGGUUGGGCAUAGUAGAGAAGUCAAACUCUCCAUGGAAUAGUCCUAUUCUUCUCGUACCCAAGGCAAAUGGUGAGCUUAGACUGUGUUUGGAUAGCCGCAAGUUAAACAGUGUCACCAAGAUAGAUUCUUACCCGAUGCCUAGAGUGGAGGAGAUCCUAGACUCGCUUAAUAAUGCGAAGUUUAUAAGCUCUCUUGAUCUUAAGUCUGCAUUUUUUCAAAUUGGAUUAGAACAGUCCUCUCGUGAGAAGACUUGUUUCUCCGUUUCUGGUCUUGGAUCAUGGCAAUUUUGCCGCAUGCCUUUCGGAUUGGUCAAUGCAACUGCCAGAAUGAUGAGGUUGAUGGAUAAGGUGUUUGGUCCCGAGUUUUCUGGUAGUGUUUUCUAUUAUGUCGACGACGUGAUUCUGAUCUCCGACUCGUUCAGUAAUCACAUCAAGCUUCUGCAUGAGGUCGUCGAGAAACUCAAGAAUGCUGGAAGACUAGCUCGCUGGGCGAUUAGGCUUUCUCAGUACAAUUUUAUAGUGGAGCAUCGGAAGGCAGCAGAACAGGCUGCACCUGAUGCGCUUUCAAGAGCUCCAGCGUCAGAUGAGUUGUUCAAGUUUCAGGCUUCAGUUCUUGCUUUGGAAGGUGAUUCUUGGUAUUCUGGCAUGUUCAAGAAAGUUUCCGCUGCACCUGGCAAAUUCCCAGACUGGCGUGUUAUAGAGGAGAGAUUGUAUAAGAGGGUUAGGAACUCCAAUCCUUUGGCAGUCGAUUGUGAGUGGAAAUUAGUAGUUCCUGAGAGUCUCAGAAAUGAGGUGUUGAAACAGUGUCAUGAUAGGCCUGAGGCAGCACACUUAGGAGUAUUUAAGACCUUCAAACGACUGUCUCAGUCUUAUUUUUGGCCCAAGAUGAUUAAUGAUGUGAAGAGGUAUGUCAAACGUUGUCAAGUUUGUUUGGCACACAAAAGUGUGAAUGUUCCUCCACCAGGUCUAAUGGAAAAUCCGAAGAAAGUUCAAAGACCAUUCCAGGUCCUGUCAACGGACAUUAUAGGACCGUUGCCACGUAGUUAUUCAGGCUAUAAGUUUAUUUUGGUUGUUUCAGAUUACUUUACUAAGUACACUCAAUUGUUUCCCAUGAGAAGUUCAUUAGCAAAGUCGGUGGUCAGUAUUAUAGAGAAUCAGUUUCUUAUGAGACAUGGUAUUCCACAGUGCAUCAUCAUGGAUAAUGGACCACAGUAUAUCUCCAAUCACAUGAAGAUGCUGAAGGCGAAAUAUAAAAUUCCUAAUCUAUUCUAUAAUUGCAGAUUUUUGCCCCAGAAUAAUCCUGCUGAGAGAGUGAACAGAGUUGUGGUCACUGCUUUGGCUUCUUUAGUUGGCACAGACCAAAGACAUUGGUCAGAUAACAUUCACAAGAUUGAGUUUGCCAUGAACACUGCUGUUCAUGAGGUCACCGGCUAUAGCCCAUUUCUGUUGACGUUUGGUCGUGAAGCUGUUCUGUCCGGGGAUUGGUAUCCUGAUAGGGAAUUGAGUGUGGAGGAGUUGCAGUUUGUGGAUAGAGAUCUGUAUGCCUCAAUGUUAUUGCAUUUGAAGCCUUUGUUUGAAAAUUUUAAUGCUGCCAUUAAGAAGUCUUACCAUAGAAGCAGAACUUACUAUAAUAAAAACAGAACUCAGGUUGAGUAUGAAGUUGGUCAAGUUGUUUGGAAGAGGGAGUAUCCUUUGUCUGAUGCAGACAAAUUCUUUGCUAAGAAGUUGGCUCCCAAAUUUAAAAAGUGCGUUGUCCAGAGGAAAGUAUCACCUGUCUCUUAUGAGCUGCAAGACUUUCAUUCUGGGAAGUCCUUAGGUAGGUGGCAUAUCAAGGACAUUGUGAAGUCAGAACCAGAUAAUUAG
Arctia plantaginis is the source of this 2568-nucleotide messenger RNA. Lineage: Eukaryota; Metazoa; Arthropoda; Insecta; Lepidoptera; Erebidae. The record is from the annotation of a GenBank genome assembly.